Fimicolochytrium jonesii is the source of this 1272-nucleotide messenger RNA. RefSeq lists its product as uncharacterized. The transcript has 8 exons. NCBI's taxonomy places the organism in Eukaryota, Fungi, Chytridiomycota, Chytridiomycetes, Spizellomycetales, Powellomycetaceae. Gene Ontology annotation, biological process: mitochondrial magnesium ion transmembrane transport. Gene Ontology annotation, cellular component: mitochondrial inner membrane. Gene Ontology annotation, molecular function: magnesium ion transmembrane transporter activity. The record is from RefSeq and is a predicted model, not a curated record. Bases 1 to 1272 code for a protein of 423 amino acids.
AUGCCUCAAAUAAGAAGGGAGACUUUCUUCAGCUUACCGACAUCGAAAAAGGACGACCCGAAAACGCGAAGUACCCAGGAAACUCUUUCCGAAGAACAUUCGAACACGCCGGCGGUGUCGUUAGGGUGGGACGUACCUGGGCCUGACGUUGCAGAAGAGUCGGCGGCGUUUGCUUAUGAGGAUAUGACUACGAUGAAGGAUGCGCCCACUCCCGUGAAGACUCCAGUUCCUGGAACUAAGAAGACCGUGAAGCUGAAAGCCAUUAUAUUCGAUAGCAAUGGCGACUACGGCGACCCCGUUGAAGGUGAAUUCUCCAAGUUAAAGAUUUGCGAACAGCAUGGCCUGCAGCCUCGAGAUAUGCGAAAGAUGGACUCGGUAUAUUCUGCCGGAAAGAGUGCUGCGAUCCUGGUCCGCGACAGAUCGAUUUUGAUCAACCUGCUACAUAUCAAGGCCCUGAUAAAGGCGGAUAUGGUGAUCUUGGUCGACGCACCAGGAUCGGAAAACUAUUCUGAGUUGUUCCUACACGAGCUUAGCAUGAAACUGAAAUUUGAUUCGGGGACCUACGAAUUCCGCGCACUAGAAACAAUCCUCCUUAACACCAUGGCGACGUUACAUGCGGAGCAGAAGAAGCUGUUUUCGCGCGUAAAUCAGACUUUGGCAGAACUAGACAACCGCAUUGACGAAAAGGAGUUGAAAGGCUUGCUGAUAAGCCGACGAAAGCUGGACGAAUCCUCUGCGAAGAUUAAUGCCGUCCGGGAGGCUAUCAGCGCGAUUUUGAAUGUAGAUGAAGAUUUGGCAGCUUUGUACCUGACGGACAAAGCAGCUAGUAAACCGCGUGCAAUUGAGGAUCAUAUGGAAGCCGAACUUCUUAUGGAGCACUACCUCAACGCUGCAGACGACAUGGGCGCCGCCACAAGGCAACUCGCCCAGAACAUUGCCGGCACGCAGGAAAUCAUCAACAUCGUUCUCGCGGCACGGCGGAAUCAGCUGCUUCACUUCGAGUUGAUGGCCAAUCUGAGUAUGGCAUGCCUGGCCUUCCCGACAUUGGUAGCCGGGCUUUUCGGAAUGAACAUGCCCAAUGGUUUGGAGACCUCGGUCGACAGCUUCUGGGUGGUCUUUAGUGCGAUGAUCGUGUUCGCGGGUGGGCUGUGGGUGAUGACGCUCAGGAAACUUUGGAAACUCGCCCUUGAGGCGGGAUACAAGAAGGUGCAAGGCGGUGUACCGUUACAAGGACCGCUGGCGAAUGGGAGAAGAGGUAUCCUCCUAAAGUAG